Molecule: messenger RNA, 2104 nt
Organism: Papilio polytes (common Mormon)
Lineage: Eukaryota; Metazoa; Arthropoda; Insecta; Lepidoptera; Papilionidae
Product: aromatic-L-amino-acid decarboxylase
Exons: 7
Coding region: 177-1643 (488 amino acids)
Biological process (GO): serotonin biosynthetic process; catecholamine metabolic process; amino acid metabolic process
Molecular function (GO): pyridoxal phosphate binding; aromatic-L-amino-acid decarboxylase activity
Source: RefSeq, a predicted model, not a curated record
GCGGCGAGCGUAGUGCUAACGAGGCAACGCGUCCGUUGACGACGUGAUUUUACGCUCUGAAAAAUUUUCAUUAUCUGCUUUUCAAUAUCAAUAAAAGACAUUUCGAUUUCGUAAUUAACGAGUGUUGAAUUAAAAGCUUUUUGUGAAAGUACGAGUAAUAUAAUCAGGUCUUAACAAUGACGGAGAUGGAUUUAAAAUUGAAAUUCGAAACAAUGGAAGCGGGAGAUUUCAAGGAUUUCGCUAAAGCGAUGACUGACUACAUCGCUGAAUAUCUGGAGAACAUAAGAGACAGACCCGUCGUGCCUUCAGUGAAGCCAGGCUACCUCCGACCUUUGGUGCCGGAGCAAGCGCCGGAGCAGGCAGAACCCUGGACCGCGGUGAUGGCGGACAUAGAGCGCGUGGUGAUGUCCGGCGUGACGCACUGGCACUCGCCGCGCUUCCACGCCUACUUCCCAACCGCAAACUCUUACCCCGCCAUCGUCGCUGAUAUGUUGAGCGGUGCCAUCGCCUGUAUUGGAUUUACAUGGAUCGCUAGUCCCGCGUGCACUGAACUGGAGGUCGUGAUGUUGGAUUGGUUGGGCCAGAUGCUCGGUCUGCCGGAGUGCUUCCUGGCGCGGUCGGGCGGCGAGGCGGGCGGCGUCAUCCAGGGCACGGCCAGCGAGGCCACCCUGGUCGCGCUGCUCGGCGCCAAGUCCCGCACCAUGCAGCGAGUCAAGGAACAACACCCAGAAUGGACCGACACCGAAAUCCUUUCAAAACUUGUUGCUUACUGUAACAAACAAGCACAUUCAUCGGUUGAACGAGCUGGUCUUUUGGGAGGCGUGAAGAUGCGUUCCUUGAAGCCCGAUAACAAGCAUCGUCUCCGGGGCGACAUCUUGAACGAGGCUAUUGAUGAAGAUAUUAAGAAAGGACUCAUACCGUUUUAUGUUGUGGCCACACUGGGAACUACAUCUUCGUGUACGUUCGAUGCCCUCGAUGAAAUAGGAGAUGUGUGCGCGGCGCGCGACGUCUGGCUGCACGUGGACGCUGCCUACGCCGGAUCCGCAUUCAUCUGCCCCGAAUACCGCUACCUAAUGAAGGGGGUCGAAAAAGCCGAUUCCUUUAACUUCAACCCUCACAAAUGGAUGCUGGUUAACUUCGAUUGCUCCGCAAUGUGGCUCAAACAGCCGCGCUGGAUUGUAGACGCGUUCAAUGUCGACCCGCUGUACUUGAAGCACGACCAACAGGGCUCCGCGCCCGACUACCGCCACUGGCAGAUCCCGUUGGGACGUCGGUUCAGAGCUCUCAAGUUGUGGUUCGUGUUGAGAUUGUAUGGCGUUGAAAAUCUCCAGAAACAUAUCAGGAAGCACAUCGCCCUGGCUCACCUCUUUGAGAGGUUGUGCACAAGUGACGAGAGAUUCGAAAUAGUAGAGGAAGUGACGAUGGGCCUCGUUUGCUUCAGAUUGAAGGGAAGCAACGACACCAACGAGGAGCUGCUCCGGCGUAUCAACGGCCGCGGAAAGAUUCACCUCGUGCCCUCGAAGAUUGACGACGUUUAUUUCCUAAGAUUAGCUAUUUGCUCGCGUUUCUCGGAAGACAGUGAUAUUCAUAUAUCUUGGGAGGAAAUCAAGCAUUCUGCCGAUGAAGUACUUGCCCAGAAGUAGACUAUAUAAGUAAUAAGUAUUAUUGAAAUGACAAAAUUAUAAUUGUGGUAAUGUUUUAAAGUUAAUAAUCCUUAGAUAUAAUCUUUUAAUUUUAAAUUAUUGUUAACUUGUAGAGAAGUUUAUAUACCUUAAUUGAUAUCUCUAUGAAAGAGAUAAUGAUGCAAAAAAUUGCACAGUAUUCUAUCUUCUUUAUUGUUGAAUGUUAAUGUAACUGUGAGUAUAUUACGGAGAAAUGCUAUACAAUUGAUUGAUUGAGAAUUCGUAUAGGUUAUCGUGCUAGGGUUGACCUAUUUAUGAAGUGUUAACUAACAUACACACGUGGAUAAAGAUACAAGUGUUGUGGUUUUGAUAUGACGCAUAGUUUUGCACAUUAGUUAAAAUUGUGCUUAUUUAUUCGAAAAAGCAGUUAUUUAUUGUUAAAAAGGUAAAUGAUAAAAUAAAUAAACAAGGAUUGCAAAAAA